Molecule: messenger RNA, 2551 nt
Organism: Tachyglossus aculeatus (Australian echidna)
Lineage: Eukaryota; Metazoa; Chordata; Mammalia; Monotremata; Tachyglossidae
Product: snurportin-1-like
Exons: 9
Coding region: 89-1189 (366 amino acids)
Biological process (GO): snRNA import into nucleus; protein import into nucleus
Cellular component (GO): cytoplasm; nucleus
Molecular function (GO): nuclear import signal receptor activity; protein binding
Source: RefSeq, a predicted model, not a curated record
GUUCGGCUUCGGCUCGGGCUCGGCUUGGACUCCUCGGCUCAGCUUCGGCUCUGCUCGGGCCCCGGCGGGUGGUGUGCUCGGCGUCAAGAUGGAUGAGCUCAGUCAGGCCCUGGCCUGCAGCUUCUCGGUGUCCCGGGAGUUGAACAGCACGGCGGCCCCGCACCCUCGCCUGGCCCAGUAUAAAUCCAAGUACAGUUCCCUGGAGCAGGGAGAGAGGAGACGCCGACUGCUCGAACUCCAGAAAUCCAAGCGUCUGGAUUACGUGAACCAUGCCAGGAGGCUGGCCGAAGACGACUGGACAGGAAUGGACAGCGAGGAGGAGGAAGAGGAGGAGGAGGGAGACAAAAAGGGAGAUGAGGAAAUGGACAUUGACGUUGGCAAGAAGUUGCCGAAGCGCUAUGCCAACCAGCUGAUGCUUUCCGAGUGGCUGAUCGACGUACCUUCGGACCUGGCCCAGGAGUGGAUUGUGGUGGUGUGCCCUGUUGGGAAACGAGCCCUUAUUGUGGCUUCUCGGGGCUCUACUGCAGCGUAUACCAAGAGUGGCUUUUGUGUCAACAGAUUCCCUUCCCUGCUCCCGGGAGGCAACAGGCAUAACUCAAUGACAGGAAAAGACUUUACCAUCCUGGAUUGCAUCUACAGUGAAGUGAACCAAACCUACUACGUUCUGGAUGUGAUGUGCUGGAGGGGACACCCCGUCUAUGAUUGCCAGACAGAUUUCCGAUUCUAUUGGGUGCAUUCAAAGCUGUCCGAAGAGGAGGGCCUGGGAGAAAAAACCAGGCUCAAUCCAUUUAAAUUUGUGGGUCUGAAGACUUUUCCAAGUACUCCUGAGAGCCUCUGCCAGUUGCUGUCCACGGAUUUCCCUUUCGAGGUGGACGGGCUUCUCUUCUACCACAAGCAAGCCCAUUACAGCCCCGGCAGCACACCGCUGGUGGGCUGGCUCCGGCCCUACAUGGUGUCCGACGUGCUCGGCGUGGCCGUGCCGGCCGGCCCCCUGACCGCCAAACCCGAGUACGCCCGGCAGCAGCUCCAGCAGAUCAUCGAGCACAAGAGAGGGAAGAAGGAGGCAAGCGGCAAGACGGCUUCCGCCGCCGAGAACGGACGCUACGAGCUGGAGUACCUGUCCACCCCCAGGCCGGCGGAUCCUCCGGUCGGCCAGGACGAGGCCGGGGGCCAGAUGGAGGGCUGUUGAAGGCAUUUGGGAAGAGCUGCUGUCUGGGACAGGAGAAGUCAUCCCCCCCACAUCCCUCCCAAACCACCACCCGCCAAUCCUCCUGCUCCAGCCUCGGCACUUCCAGGGGAUUGUUAUGGUCUUUCGCCAGGAGGAAAGACAUAAUAAUCACCACGUGUGGCUGCUCUGUCUCCUAAGCCGCUCCUCCCCGGAGGCUUCCCGGCAGCUCCACUCCAGGGGAGGAUCCAAGCAGGGCGCUCUGGGUCUUCCCCGUUUGAGAUCCGCCCCUGGAACGUUCCCAGUUUGGAUGGGGUUCAGGGUGGAUUGAACAACUGUUACCGGUAAGGGGGGAUCUCAGCCCGACUGGAAAAAUAUAUGCAAUUCUUAAGAUAGCGGCUGUAUGUGAUUCUCAAAGCUCUAGAUGGCCAGGUACCUCCCCGCCCCACCAGCCCUCGAAAUUGGUUUUCAGAACCUCUGGUCCGAAGUGCUCUCCGGGUCGCUUUAGACAGACCGAGCUGAGCGACAGAAAAUGGAUUUCCGGCCAGGUUGGGGAGCAUCCCGUUAGAAUCGCUGCCGUUUCCAGGAUCUGAAUUGAUUUCCCUCUUUUGAGAAGGCGAGCAGAAUCUUCUCCAGGGACGACGUCGUUGAAGGGAGGAUGCCUGGUGAGCUGACUCACACGUGAGCUACUCUGACCAAAUGGCUUCUUCGUGCCGGCGAGCGCUGGGGACCAUCUGCCUCGCCUUCUUCGGAAGCUUCCCCAGAGGGCUGACCCCCGCUUUCUGCUGCAAAGCCAACAGAACUCUGUUAUGACCCUCUCUGGCCCAUCAGAUUGUAUUCUCUUCUAUCUGUUCAGAAUAACACCUGAAUCGCUGAAGGGGGAAUCGGGCCCGAUUUUUACAAUUUAAGAUUUUUAAAAUAUGAAACUCCUUCUGAGCCAAACAAUAGCUCUGGGAAUGUAAGAGAGUGAAGGAGUGGGAGAAGGCGGAAUAAGGCUGCCCAGAUUCCUUGUGUCCAGGGUAAGCAGGAUGGGUUUCUGGCACACAGAGAGACAGUAUCCUGAAAAUGAAUCUGUAAGACCUGAGAAGGAAAUUGUUUUUCAACUGUGCCACUGACUGCAACACAAAGACUCCUGACUGAUGAGCAAUCGCUCUUGUGUUAUUACUUUUCAAAUUUUGAAAGGAUUGUCUGCAUUGGGUCCCCCCUGGGUACCAAAAUCUUGUAAGAUGAGAGAGAAAGAAAGGAGGGGAAGGGAGGGGAGAGUGUGUGUGUGUGUCUGUCUGUAGUCAUUUACCAUACUCUGGGCCAUGACAUUCAUCUCCAAAUUUCUCCUGUAACCAAGAGGCCGAAAAUAAAAGACUAACAGAUUAAGUUGGGAAUGCCAAA